Molecule: messenger RNA, 1806 nt
Organism: Lycium barbarum (goji berry)
Lineage: Eukaryota; Viridiplantae; Streptophyta; Magnoliopsida; Solanales; Solanaceae
Product: transcription factor MYBS1-like
Exons: 4
Coding region: 275-1471 (398 amino acids)
Molecular function (GO): DNA binding
Source: RefSeq, a predicted model, not a curated record
CAGCAAUUGAUAAUGGCAAACUUGCAGUGUUAACGACAGGACCUACUUGAGUGGCUCCAAUCAGCUGCGAGGUCAAUAGCUCUUCCAGCUCAUACGCAACAUUAUUGACUGGAUGAGUGUAGAUUCUAACUGAGGAAAUUAGACCCAAUGACCUUCAAAAUGGGUGGUCUGGAACUUUUGACCCCGUUUGCCCAUACCUUCAAGUCAAAAUUGAAAACUUGUUGAACUUGAAGUUUUGCCUAUUCACGAUCAACCACCUCUAAGAUCCAACAAAAUGAGCUCUAACCGAACAUGCAGUAGCUCCGCCUGGACUAAGGAGGAAGACAAAGCAUUCGAGACCGCCCUGGCCAUCUAUUUUGGAGACAGCGAUCUACUGAUGAAGAUAGCAGCAGCAGUUCCUCAGAAAUCUCUUCAAGAAAUUACUCAGCAUUAUAAUGACCUUGUCGAAGAUGUCAAUGAUAUCGAGUCAGGUAAAGUUCCCCUACCUCAAUAUGGGAAAAUGCAAAGUUCUUCCAGCCGUAGAAGUAGAUCAUCGGGAGCAGUGGUAGAACGGAGAAAAGGGAUUCCUUGGACUGCAGAAGAACACAGGUUGUUUCUCCAAGGGUUGGAGAAAUAUGGUAAGGGUGAUUGGCGGAAUAUAUCAAGUAACUGUGUGUUAUCAAGAACACCAAGACAGGUGGCAAGCCAUGCCCAAAAGUUCUUCAGUCGAUUAAAUGACAAUAAUAAGGUGAAGAGGGGAAGAAGCAUUCAUGAUAUUACUAGUGUGAAUGCUGCUGAUACUACUGAACUUUCACAAUGGCCAAUCACUGACUAUGUGACUGAAGCUUUCGACACAGGGAUGGUAUCUUUACCCGGACCAGUUACCAACUAUGCUACCGAAGGACCAUCAGUUAACCCCGAGAAAUUCCCGCUUGGUGCUGCUGUUGGUAGUGAGUUGAAUAGUACAUUUCCUGAUGUGGAUGAGUUCCUGCUAAGUAUAAAAGACCUAAUCACUUUACCAGCAGAGAGCACCUCUGGAGCGUGCCACCAGCAACCAUCAGUUGCUGGUGGCAGCGGAAUGUACACUCAUCCGGUCAUUAAAGUUCGGUCGCUAGAUGAGCUAAUGACCAAUCAGUUGGUUGGAUCGACUCAAGUAAGUCCUACGGCUAACACUACAAGUUUGCCAUUAGUACUUGCGCAUAUGGGAGUCCAUGAUGGUAUAGCUUCUGGUAGUGGUGCUAAGAAUAGUUUCGAGAGCACCAUGGGAGCUCCCAAGGGAGGUUUUCGUGUCGAUUCCUUGCAAUUGCCAUCAAUUCCUGGCACUAGUGAUGGUGGAUUUCAUCCCAGUUCAAAUCCUACCAUGCAAUUACCAUCUAUUGCCGGCACUAGUGGUGGUGUAACUUAUCAUGGCUCAAAUCCGAGCAGCGAGGAAGACGACAUCUUUUAUUUGGAAGACCUAAUCACAGAUCACGUAUUUGGUUUUGGCAAAUAAGAAUCUGUUGAUUAUAGUGCUCAACCAUAAAAUCUCUCGGGUUUCACUAGAAUGACCACUGUUUUGUCAUGGAUGAGCAAUGCAGCAGGCGCCUAUUACUUCACAAACACUCAUGCCAUUACGUGUUCCUUGCCUGGUUGGUUCAUUUGCAGCAUCUUCUAGUGUAUUGCUCUGUCGUUGCGUCCUUCUAGAUAUGACUCCAUUUGCAUAUCCAGUGUUGACUUCUAUUGUAUAUGGUGUAUAGAGUAGCAAAUUUUAUCAGUAGGUUAAAUACAUAGAACUAUUUAAACUCCAUGUUCAUAAAUAAAAUCAUGAUUUAGUAGGUUUGAAUCUUA